UGUUCAUUGAGAUAUUGAUUAAAGUCUUACUUUUAAAAAGGGGAAGUACGCAUUUAUGCUAAAUAUAUAUAUAUAUAUAUAUAUAUAUAUAUUUUGCCAAAAGUUUUGGGACACAUUAGAUUCAGGUGUUCCUAUCACCUCCAUGGCCACCUAGGCAUGCAGAGUGCUUCUAUAAACAUUUGUGAAAGAAUGGGUCUCUCUCAGGAGCUCUGUGAAUUCAAGCGAGGUACCAUAACAGGUUGCCACCUGUGCAAUAAGUCCAUCCAUGAAAUUUCCUUGCUACUAAAUAUUCCACGGUCAACUGUUAGUGAUAUUAUAACAAAGUGGAAGCAACUGGGACCAACAGCAACUCAGCCAUGAAGUGGUAGGCAGCAUAAAAUGAUUGGGCGGGAUCAGCACAUGCUGAAGCGCACAGUGUGCAGAAGUCGCCAACUGUCUGCAGAGUGAUAG
Molecule: messenger RNA, 450 nt
Organism: Staurois parvus
Lineage: Eukaryota; Metazoa; Chordata; Amphibia; Anura; Ranidae
Source: the annotation of a GenBank genome assembly